Messenger RNA from Arctia plantaginis, 4341 nucleotides. NCBI's taxonomy places the organism in Eukaryota, Metazoa, Arthropoda, Insecta, Lepidoptera, Erebidae. The record is from the annotation of a GenBank genome assembly.
AUGUCUGAUAAUUCUGUGAUGAUGAAGUGGUUUCCAGUGUGCAUACUUGCUUUUGUGACCUUGUGUCAAAAUGCAUUUGCAUAUCUCGGUGAUGACAUGGCGAAAACAAUACAAUUUUGCUGCAAUGAAGGUGACCAGUACGCCAAAAAUUUUAACAACUGUCAAGGGACCUUCCCCAUGUCUCCAGAGGUGCCAACAGCUUUCAUCUCCAUGUGCCGUAUGGCGCAGGCGCAAUGCUGCAAUGAAUAUUUUGCAAAAAAGAAUGACUGUGAAAGCGGCGUAGACACAUCAAUCAGAAACGGCAGUUGUAACUUCAAUAAAGGUAUAAGCAAGGACUGUUGUGACGACUGCGCAAGAGGAACAGCGUUAGGAAAAUCUAAGGGUCCAGGAGCCUGUCAAAAAAACCCACGUGGAACCAGUGCAGAAGAAAUAUUGGCUCAGUACGCAUUUAAAAAAUGCUGCGAGAAAGCAGCGAAAGGUUGGAAAGAGAACUCAUCGCAAAGAAGUUCAAAUGCGAUAACAUUAUCUAUAUUGCCCUCAACAUGCGAGGACUACGCCCCUAAUGAGUUGUGUGCCCACCAUUGCAUACCAGUUCCGGGCUCCUACAAGUGUGAAUGUAACCCUGGCUUCAUGUUGAUGGCAGAUGGAAGAAAUUGUAAAGAGGUUAGCAAAAACAGAUGCAAGCCUCGAAAUGAUUGCCAGCACAAGUGUAACGAUAAUGGCGUUGAAGUCAAAUGCUCCUGUAGACGAGGAUAUGAGCUCAUGCAAGACGGAAAAUCUUGUCAAGAUAUAGAUGAAUGUCAGCUCGAUCAGCCAGUAUGUUUACCAGGUUCUAAAUGUCACAAUAUGCAAGGAUCCUACCGAUGCAUUCCGGUAAAGAAACAGAAUAAUAAUGUGGAAAAGGGAAAAUGCCCACCAGGAUUUACUAGAAAUGCUGACAAUAAUGCUUGUGACGAUAUAAAUGAAUGUCUUUUACCAAACCCACCGUGUCCAAUUUACAUCUGUGAGAAUACUGUGGGAGGGUACCUCUGCGGUGGAGUCUCUAGAGACCCAGAACUUGUGAGCCUUCGACCAAUUGACGAAGACAGGUGUCCUCCUGGCUUUAGGGUUGGAGUUAAUGAGGAAUGCGAAGAUAUCGACGAAUGUACAUCACAGAAACACGAUUGUAAUUUACUUUCCCAAUUUUGCAUCAACAAGCAUGGCUCUUUCCAUUGUCAGGAUAAAGCCUCAAAACAUUGUCCACCUGGAUUUAAAAUAAACACUAUAACUAAUAAGUGCGAAGAUAUUAAUGAAUGUGAAGACAAUGGCGAUGUUUGUCAGAUGGAUGAAAUCUGCAUCAACCAACUCGGACAGUACUAUUGUAAAUCUAAAUUGGAAGAAAAAAAAUCUUAUUCUUGUCCUGAAGGAAUGAGGAAGAAAGAAGGAAGCCCUUAUUGUGAAGAUAUCGAUGAGUGUGCAGAAGGGCUCCAUAUAUGUGACAUAAACCAGAGCUGCUUGAACACUAAUGGAAGUUACGACUGUCACUGUAAACGAGGAUACGAGUUGGAUGUAGUUACUCAAACUUGUGUUGAUACAAACGAGUGCGCAACAAUGCAACACAACUGCAUUCCACAACUACAUAGGUGCGACAACACAGUUGGCUCCUACAUUUGCGUGAGGAUCGCUUCUUGCGGUACAGGAUACGUCUUACAACACGUUACAGGAAAAUGUGAAGAUAUCGACGAAUGUGCACUGGGGACACACAAUUGUGGUUCAGGAUAUACUUGUUUCAAUAUAAGAGGCUCCUUCCGCUGCGUGAAAAGACGUCCAUCAACUACUUCCACAACACCGUUACCUGAAUAUGAAUAUGUCUAUUAUGAUUCUGAGGAAGAAACUGAUAACAAUACAUCGAGUGCUGAUAACGAGACACCUAAAGAGCCAUCAACUACUACAACGUCCACCACUCCGGUGCCUGAACCUCCAACUACUUUAAAAAUCCCAGAAACCACAAUUAAUACUGAACUUGAUACAAAAAUACUUGAGGAAACACCUCAUUACAACCCAUCAACAUUUCCAGAUAUAAGUUACAGUGAACCUAAGAACUCUGAACAACCAGAUACCACACCCAAUUUACUAGUCAUUCCAGUACCAACAGAAACCUCAGUUAAGGUAGAAAUACCUGAGUCAGAAACAUCAGCAAGAACAGAAACACCUAAACCAGAACCAAAACAAACUGAGCAAUCUAUUUCCACUGUAACUCAAUACCCAGAAUCAGAGGUAAAACCCACAGAAUGGUUACCAUAUCAACCCAAGGAACCCGAAUACCACAUAACUAAAACCGAACCACAACCUAUCAGGCCAGUUGAGAAAAUACCUCCCGAAAUUCCUGAAGAAGAACUUCCGAAAGAACCGGAUCAGCAGCCUCCACCUCGAUAUAAACCAGAACCAAACAAUGAAUCUCUACCUUUGGAAAUUGAAACGACGCCUGAAAUAUCUUACUUAUCACCAGAAAUACCGACUUCUACAGAAAAAUUGGUGCCUUCUUCAACUACCCCAGAAAAUGCCGGUAAUAAUUUCUGGAACACAGUAACUGUUAAACCGAAAAGUUGUCCAUUUGGAUUUGAGCCUGAUGAGUAUGGAUCAUGUUUUGAUAUUGACGAAUGUGCUACUGAUCGCCACAGCUGCUUCCCUUCGACUGAGAUUUGCAAGAACACAUUGGGAGGUUAUACUUGCAACUGCGCACCAGGUUUCAGAAGAGACCAUGUUACAUCGGCUUGUGACGUCAUUACAACGUCAUCAUCUACUACAUCAACUACCACCCCUAUACCGCUGCCGCCGACUACUUCAAGUGAAAGCUACUUCUGGGGAUAUCCAAACUAUCGAGUGACGUCAAGACCAUUCCACUCUCGGACCAUGUGCGAUAUUGGCUACCAUUACAACCUCAAGACUCUUACUUGUGAAGAUAUAAACGAAUGUAAGAACGGACAAGCAAACUGCGCAGACGUUGAAAUUUGUAUAAAUACAGAAGGUGGAUACAGAUGUGAUUGUCCACCGAAUUGGUCAUUGGAUACUUUUAGACAUAGAUGUGUACCGAACACCCGCAAUGGACAUCUUAUGCCGCCUGGAUACGGAAAUGAACCUGCUCCAUUUGUACCUACUAAGAAUUCUGUACCAGUUGCAACAGGUACAAAAUACCUGGACCCGCAAAUCAUACAGGUCGAAGACAAAGGAACAGUCAUAAAGUGCUCACAUGGCUACAGAGUUGGAGAGGACAAUUCUUGUAUUGAUAUUAACGAGUGUGAGACUGGAGAAGCAAAAUGCGGCCCUCAGCAGAUUUGUAGCAACUUGCCAGGUGGUUACUCCUGCAACUGUCCCAGCGGACAUAAGCUGAUUGGUGAUCACAUGUGUGAAGAUGUUGACGAAUGUGAUAUAAAGGGUAACUUGCCUAUUUGCUCUCAAAACGCCGACUGUGUGAAUACAAUUGGAUCUUACCGCUGCCAAUGUCACGCGGGCUUUCGUUCAGCGCCCAUAAACGACAAGGUCUGCGUUGACGUCGACGAAUGUAUGGCCGCCAGGCCUGGUUCUUUGUGUCAGCAUAGAUGUAACAAUGUGUGGGGAGGAUAUAGAUGUUCCUGCCAUAGAGGUUAUAAACUUAAUCCUGACAACAGUACAUGUUCCGAUGUUGAUGAAUGUAAAGAGUUCAAGUCUAAAUUAAUCUGCAUCGGUAAAUGCUUAAAUGAACCUGGUAGCUACCGCUGUACCUGUCCUACGGGGUAUAAACUUGCAGAAGACAGGAAGAGUUGUAUUGACAUUGAUGAAUGCGAAACUGGUGAAGCCCUUUGUUCAAAGGGGACAGCUUCUGUCACGUCCAAUGAUGUAUGUGUGAAUACCCGAGGCAGUUACAGGUGUCAUCGUAUUACUUGCCCUGUUGGUUAUCAACUGGAGAAUAAACACCGCUGUAACAAGGUAGAAAAAAUCUGCCUACCUACAGAUUGGAACUGCACCCGCCAGCCUACUACCAUCUCGUACAAUUUCAUCACUUUUGUUUCCAAUCUGUAUAUACCCGAGGGUGAGCUCAAACUGUUUACAAUGAAGGGCCCAGCUUGGACAAAUGCAAAAAUGAGGUUCCAGCUUCGGUUACUAAGUGUCAAUGCUCCACCAAGUGUGAAGAAGAAAGCUAGUAUAAACGAUUUCUUAUUAACACAGCAAACCAACUUUGAAGGUUUAAUGUCGUUAGUGCGGCCACUCGAAGGACCACAAAGUAUUGAACUUGAGAUGUCUAUGGACGUGUACACUGACGAACAGUUUGGCGGGACAGCCAUAGCGAAACUUUUAAUUUAUGUUUCAGAAUACGAUUUCUGA